Messenger RNA from Etheostoma spectabile (orangethroat darter), 2577 nucleotides. RefSeq names its product fibronectin type III domain-containing protein 11. The record is from RefSeq and is a predicted model, not a curated record. The transcript has 3 exons. Gene Ontology annotation, molecular function: protein binding. The coding region runs from base 97 to 1014 and encodes 305 amino acids. Lineage: Eukaryota; Metazoa; Chordata; Actinopteri; Perciformes; Percidae.
UGAAUCAUAACGAUGCAGAUUAACAAUUUAACCAUAAACAAGAGUUACCAUUAAACUAUAUAGGAUCCCAGGAAGCUCAAGUAAAACAACGUAACCAUGGAUGAAAUCAACAUGGCCUGUACAAGCUUAGAAGAGUGUGGAGCCCAGGAGACUCAAAUUGAUCCCCUCCCAGACCUCCCCAACCAAAUCCUACAGCUGCUCUGCACCAGACUAAGUGACGACUGCAUCACGACGAUGCAGAAAGGGCUGCAGCUCAUGCAGAGGAGCUCGUACUACUUGGAAAUCCAAUGUGAUGAUUUGCUACCAACAGCAGAUGAGCAGCAGCACACUGUACAUUUGUCUGACAGCACGGUGUGGUCUCUCGUUGACCAGCAGAGGCUGCAGCGUGCAAUGACCCUGGCUAACACCCAGGUUAAACUCUACCUCACUUUUCUGGAACUGCUCUAUGAAGAAAUCAUCAGGGGCUGUCAGGAGUUGGAGGCCUUUGUCCUAAAGCACAACCAGGGUUUGGUAGACAGUGACAUUGCAGCUUCCAUACAGGAGAGGCUCCAGCAAACCCACCAGUACCUGGAUGCCUUCAAGAGCAGACUGAAUUGGAAACUUGGCCCGCUGGACCUGCAGAACCAGCUCAUCCACAUCACAGGCAGCCUCCCCAUACAACAGCUCAGUGUAGAGAAGAAGAUGCCAGUUAUAUUUAAUCGGUUUGAGACUUGCACAACAUCCAACACUGCAUAUCUGUGUUGGGAAGUUGCAGGUGAGCAGUCUCAGGAGUUGAACCAAGAGUUUGAGAUCCACGUGAUGAGUUUUCAUCCAACAAUUGAUGAAUAUUGCCAGUUUACUAAAUCUACAUGCAAGUCGUACAUCAUAGAGGUCAACAACCUAAUACCUGACAGGUAUUAUAAGUUCUCUGUCAAGAGAGUAGAUUCUGUAAACCUGGUGUAUGGACUGUGGGUUGAUACCAUCACCCUGAAGACCUUGAAUAUUUCCAAGUCAGUGGAAGCUGCCUCUAAUUAAACAUAGAGCAUGAAGAAAAAAUCACAGCCUGUGCAUACGUACAAAGAGAAAUACGUUUGAGCUGCUUUUUUGCAAAUAAAAUAACUUGUAGGAUUUACGGAAUUAAAAACUGCAGCUGUUUAUUACACGAGACAUUGGUUGGUCAAAAUAACUUACAAAUAAUAAAAUAAUAAAAAUACACACACAUACAGUUAGGUACAGUGACAGCUUAAAGGCAUACUUCUGAACCAUAACAAAAUAAAAUAGGGGCUAUUGAGAAAAGAACCUGGGUAAUCACAAAAAAAUACAAAUGUGGAUUAACACCUUGGACACCUUGGACACACUAGGUCUUAAUGAUUUUGUUCUUGGUCAUAUUCCAUCUUAUUUUUUGUGAGUUGGGAAACUUUUUAUUUCCUUAGACUAAAUCAAGACGGUCAAUCAGAAUCCUCCCUUUGAGAGAAAUUGUCCACUUGUUGUCUGGAAUCAGGCACCUGUUAGUUAGGUUAAGCAUGGAUCACAAAGGCUAAUCAAAGGACACUUGGCCAUCUCACUCAACAAACUUCGGUAGAGUUUCUCUUAAGUUACCUGCUAAAACUAGUUAGCUAGAUUGGUUGUUAAAUGAGAUAUUUUUAGGUGACCAAAAUGUUCCAUUAACUUUGAUGGGUCAAAGUGUAAGAUGGAAAUAUGGACAACAACCAAAAACAAGUUCAGGUUUAUGCCAAUGUACAUGGUUAGCAUUGCUGAGCCUAUGUCCUGAUUGACAGGUCCUAAAGCAUCCCCCGAUUGUUUAUUUUAAAAUAAAUGACACAAUAAUCUAACAAAAUGAACUGUAUUAAAUAAGGUUAGCAACUUGGAAUUGAGGUCAUAAAAUCAUUAUAAAAAUGAGGUAAACUGAGGUAAUAAAUAAUGGAAGUAGUAGGGUCAUUUUCUCAUAGACUUCUUUGGAACCGGACAAACAAACGUUGCCAUAUCUAAGCCAAAAUAAAUGCUAUCAAUUCAAAACUUAAGAUUUUUGUUUGCGAUGACCCUCUGAGGCUCGCCAACACAUUUUACAAAUAUUUGCAACUAGGGGGCAUUACAAGUACGAAUAGUUUAUAUCUCAUGAAUGGCUUUUCCGAUUUUUCUGAAAUUUGAAAGGGUACCAUCUAGGGCCAUUCCUGAGGUCACACCUACAGUGUUAUAGCGAUUCAUCAAAGUGGGCAUGGUCUACUGCACCCCCCAAAGAUUACAUUGGUGCCAUUACAAAACAUGUAUAACUUGAAUGUGAAUGGGAAGUUAGGGUUUGUACUUAAGACUAUGCAACUCAUCCAUUGCCAUACUUCCUAAUGUUGGACGAAUUGCAAUUUUUCCUGACAUUUACUUAGAUGCUGUCACAUUUUAGGUUACACAAUUGGACUCAGCGAGGUGCGUGAGGUCACCCAACGACCCCCGGAUUCCAACAUAACUGCUUGCAGCUCUCCUUUAAAUGUUUUGAUAAAUCUGUAAAAAUUGUUGAGAUACUUGGAGUAGCUCUUAUUCAAAUAUUCUUAAACCAAAUGUCCAAUGUUAAGAUUCAUCUCUGUCCACUCUCUUCUUUUUUCUAAA